UAAUUAAACACCAUUAAAUAUGAAGUUUCUGUAAAAUUCUUCUUUAUUAAUAUGUAAUGCUUGUUUUGUGUAUUAUUAAAGGGUUAGUUCACCCAAAAAUGAAAAUUCUGUAAUUAAUUACUCACCCUCAUGCCGUUCCACACCCGUAAGACUGUCGUUAAUCUUCGGAAUGCAAAUUGAGAUAUUUUUGUUUAAAUCUGAUGGCUCAGUGAGGCCUACAUAGGGAGCAAUGACAUUUCCUCUCUCAAGAUCCAUAAAGGUACUAAAAACAUAUUUAAAUCAGUUCAUGUGAGUACAGUAGUUCAAUAUUAAUAUUAUAAAGCGACAAGAAUAUUUUUGGUGCGCCAAAAAAAAAAAAAAAAAAAAAAACGAAUUAUUUAGUGAUGGCCGAUUUCAAAACACUGCUUCAGGAAGCUUCGGAGCGUUAUGAAUCAGCGUGUCGAAUCCGCAGUUCGGAGCGCCAAAGUCACGUGAUUUCAGCAGUUUGGCGGUUUGACACGCGAUCCGAAUCAUGAUUCGAUACACUGAUUCAUUACGCUCCGAAUCUUCCUGAAGCAGUGUUUUGAAAUCGGCCAUCACUAAAUAAGUCGUUAUUUUGUUUUUAUUCUCGUCGCUUUAUAAUAUUAAUAUUGAACCACUGUACUCACAUGAACUGAUUUAAAUAUGUUUUUAGUACCUUUAUGGAUCUUGAGAGAGGAAAUGUCAUUGCUCCCUAUGUAGGCCUCACGGAGCCAUCGGAUUUAAACAAAAAUAUCUUAAUUUGUGUUCCGAAGAUCAACGAAGGUCUUACGGGUGUAAAACGGCACGAGGACUGCCACUGCAGAACUGUCAUUGUCUGCAAUCAGCUUUCUACUAAAGAGAGCCGGUCACUGAGGAGACUGACGUGUGAUGGGACUGGCCUGCUUUCCUCUAAACCCUGUAAGUCCACAAGUGCCGUUUGGUGUGAAAUAAACGAUGAUGAGACUGAAGGGAAGAGAAAGGGAGGGAAUCUGCCAGAUCGCCCAGCGAGGCCGGCAGAUGGCCUGUACCUGAGUGCCACGCUUCAACCAGAUCUUCUGAAGUGCAGGACUGAAGCUUGUUUGAAGGUUAAAUGGUCAACACCUGCACAAAAGAUGAUUAAUUUGGCACGCAUUCAUGAUAAAUACGGGGUGAAGAAGUUUUGGGAAGAGAAGAUUGAAAGCCACGUUCAGAGGACGGGAAAUGAGGACUCAAGAAUGAAGAACAGCGCUUUAUCCAAGUGUGUUACGUGAAGAGUGGGUCCAGAGGCUUCAAUUCCGGAACCAACAUGUGAUCGAGACCAUGAGAGAGGAACAAAUAAGAAGAGCUCAGAGGGUUCAAGGGAUUUUAAAAGUUUAGACGUCAGCAUGAAAACUAAAAGCACUUCUCUAAAGCAUUUCCUAAGAAGAGCCUGACAUUAUACAUUCAUUAUACAAAAGCUGGCACUGGAACGGUACCCUUUAAAAAGGCUCUAAUAUUUACACUUUUGUUAUAUACCUUUGAUGUACUAAUAAUAUGCACUCUUUAAGUAUACCUUUUGAAAGGGUACCACCCCAGUGACAGCUUUUACCUUUUUUCUAAAAUUUUAUAUCUGUAUAAAAGUCAGUCUAUUUCUUUAACUUAACUAAAUAGUUUUUUGAUGUAGUGUUUGAGACAGAAAGAUGCUGUUGCAGACAUGCACCAUUAAACUAAAUGUGAUCUUGCCUUCCAGCAUCCGUCUUUCAUAUAAGGCUCAUUGGGUUACAUAGAAUACAUUCUUACCGAGCUUUAUUUUUAUUAAAAUUUAAGUAUCAUUAUCAUA
This is a messenger RNA of Ctenopharyngodon idella (grass carp), 1798 nucleotides long. RefSeq lists its product as uncharacterized. The record is from RefSeq and is a predicted model, not a curated record. The transcript has 7 exons. Lineage: Eukaryota; Metazoa; Chordata; Actinopteri; Cypriniformes; Xenocyprididae. The coding region runs from base 681 to 1250 and encodes 189 amino acids.